Molecule: messenger RNA, 807 nt
Organism: Acanthocheilonema viteae
Lineage: Eukaryota; Metazoa; Nematoda; Chromadorea; Rhabditida; Onchocercidae
Source: the annotation of a GenBank genome assembly
AUGAUAUGGAGAGAUGAUGGUGAUAUUCCUGCUAGUCGAAGCCGUUGUGAGCCUAUCGAAAUUCCAUUAUGUAAAGAUAUCCCAUACAAAUAUACGUAUUUCCCAAACUCGCUGCUACAGCCUGAUCAACAAAGUCUACAAACCCAAACGGAGCACUUCAAACCGUUGAUCAAAACGAAUUGCAAUCCGCACAUUAAAUUUUUUAUAUGCAGCGUAUUUGCGCCAAUGUGUCCGGAACAUAUGCCGCAAGCGGUCACCAGCUGCCGAUCCGUUUGUGAAGAGGUCAAACGAGAUUGCAUCUCAAUUUUAUUAGAAUUUGGAAUCGACUGGCCAGAACCGUUGAAUUGCAGUCGAUUUCCGGAAGCACCAAAUUUGUGCAUGAAACCAACAAACGAUCAAAAUAGUUAUCUGGGACCAGAACAAUUUGAUACAGAACAUCGAGACCCAGUGGCAAGUUUGGAAGAACGAAUAUUUACAAAAACGAUGACAUCAUGUCCACAUGAUCUGGUUAAUCUUGACCCCACUGAUCGUCAUGGUUUUUGUGUUUUUCAAUGUAAUCGUGAAGGAAUGUUCGAUGUUUCCAAGAAGGAAUUUGCCCGAUUUUGGAUGCUUUUAUGGGCUUCCAUUAAUCUUGGUGUUACCGCAUUCACUGUUCUUACAUUUAUUAUUGAUCGACAGCGUUUCCGUUUUCCUGAGAGAAUGGUUGAAGUGCUGGAUGAGUUACUUUAUAAAGUAUGCCUAAUAAAUGACUAUGUCAAAAGGAGUGAACUGAAUAGAUCGGGUCAUGAUCAGGUUACGAUGGUAUAA